Molecule: messenger RNA, 1422 nt
Organism: Hymenoscyphus albidus
Lineage: Eukaryota; Fungi; Ascomycota; Leotiomycetes; Helotiales; Helotiaceae
Source: the annotation of a GenBank genome assembly
AUGGAGCCAGUCAAUACCCCCAUCGAACCCCGCAUUCCCUUCGAGGGAAUCCGUAGGCCCGAGAGAACUUGGAGAACAGUUGGUACAAGAUAUCCAUUGAUGGGAUGGAGAAUGGAUGAAGCACGGCCAGGACUCGGAGCCCAAGAUGUUAUGACCGCCUACGCAACUCAUAGAGGUGAGUGAUGGAGUCUGAAUCUUUCAAGAAACACCCAGAACUUUAACUAAUAAGCUCUAGGUAAUCAUCUACUUAAUGCGCACCCAAGAUCCUCCACUAGCACCGAAUCAAGCACCACCAACAGAAAGAAACCCGUUUCCGGACAUGCCAAUGUACAUCUCAGAACCCCAACGCAGCGCCUUGGUUUCAAUGAUUUGCCGAAGGAGUUGAAGAUUGAGAUCCUUCAUUUGGCCGCCGAGAAACGAACCAUUGUUGUCACCCACCAAAACGGACAAUGGGCUGCAGAAUGUUUUGAUGACCUCCCAGCUGUCUUACAAGUAAACAAGGAGUUUCGCGCAGCCAUGAUCGGAGUGCAAUUCUAUGACGUGCAGGCUCCUAGAGACAUUCGACUGCCCGAUCCUAACCAUGAGUGUGUCUACUUCAAUCCUACACUCGACGAUAUCAUUUUCGAACUUGGCACUGGUCCAGGAGGCGACAGAUUGCUACACUGGGUCGAGCCGCACUGUCUUCCCAAGAUUAGCCGCAUUACUGUCUUGCGGGGCGGCAUAGAAGGGAGUUGGAAUGCCGAUUUCUACUUUAAGGAGUUGGCUUAUGGACUCCUCAAUCUGGGAAGAGUCAAAGAACUGGUAUUUUCGUGGGAGGGAUGUGGACUUGAUGCGUUUGUCAAGCUCGUGACCGAACAUCCAGAAGGAAAAGCCAUUAACCGAAACGGUACAAUUCUAGAAACAGAAACAGUGAUUUCGGGAUAUUGCGCUGAAAUCUUUCAAUGGAUGGAUAUAAAAUCCAGCUGCGAGACACCCGAUUUUGUACCACGACGAGGUUUUUUUCGGGAUAUCAAAAAAACCCCACCAUACACCCAUUAUUUUUGGCGAAAAUAUACGCCUGGAACAUGGCAAACUGAUUUCGAGCCCGGGCUUCUUUCAUAUUCUAAUGGUUGGGCACAAGACGUCGAAUCAUAUAUUACGGAUGAAUUACUUAACAUGUGGUUUGACCAUAUUAAGAGACAGAAUGAUGGUUGGAAUGCGCCUCAAAUUUACAUCGGAGAAGUCGAUAUCGGGUUUACUCCAUUUGUUCGGCACGUAGAAUCACCCUAUAAGCACGCAACCGAUGACGAGGAAGGAACUGAUGACGAGGAGGGAACUCAUAAGGAGGAGGGAAAUGACAAUGAGGAAGGAACUGAUAGCAAGGAAGGAAUUAAUAACGAGGACGCAACUACUGAGGAGGAAGGAACUGAUAACGGGGAAUAG